This is a messenger RNA of Lineus longissimus, 3951 nucleotides long. Its product is annotated as juxtaposed with another zinc finger protein 1-like. Gene Ontology annotation, cellular component: nucleus. Lineage: Eukaryota; Metazoa; Nemertea; Pilidiophora; Heteronemertea; Lineidae. The transcript is spliced from 6 exons. Bases 9 to 1058 code for a protein of 349 amino acids. The record is from RefSeq and is a predicted model, not a curated record.
UCGGGGUAAUGGCGGUGUUCCUCCUGAACGUUUGCAAGUUCAGUGGUUGUGGCUUGAAUUUUCCGACUUUAGGAGACCUCAUCCAACACAUCGAGGACACUCACAUAGAUUCUGAUCCAAGAGCUUUAGAGAAGCAGGAACUUCAGCCUCCUCCUUCCUUGCCAAUAAGUUACAUAUUCAAAUUUUUCUGUGAAACUGGUAAGAAAGACAACAACAACCUUGACCUUCAGAAGAAGAAACAACGCGCCCAGUCCCCAGUUGUGUCUAUUCGGAGCAGUACUCCGACUGGCAGUGAAUUCGAUGAAGAUGACCUCCAAAGUGAAGAUGAAGACAGUGACGACUCGUGGACGACGCAGGAGGAAUUUUCUUCCGAGCUGAUACUUAGCAUGAUGGGAACGAAAGACGGUGACGGAGAAAAGCCAUUUGCUUGUCCGGUUCCAGGGUGUAAGAAACGGUACAAGAAUGUGAACGGUAUCAAAUAUCAUGCCAGGCAUGGUCACAGGAAGGACACGAGGGUAAAGAAGGCAUUCAAAUGUAAGUGUGGGAAGAGCUACAAGACAACACAGGGAUUGCGCAACCAUGCCUUGAUGAAUCAUGGGACUGCCGCAGCUGGGCUAAUAGCUAAACCUUCGGCACAGACGAUUGCAUCCACCAUUGCUAACCAAGCUGCUGUGGCGGCCGCCGCUGCGGCUGCUCUUCCACAAGGUCAAGGUCAAGUGGCCAUCGGAAUUCAGCAGACAGGAAUCACGUUGUCGCAGCUUCCUUUAAGUAUUACUGCCUCGCAUAAUAUCCCGGUGUCUUUGUCGCAGUCGCUGAUGGCAACCGCUUCACAAAUACAGGUACCUGUCACAAUCACGGAAGACGGCCAAGCCAGACUUCAGGCUCAAGGCAAACCGUUGAUGCCUCUCAACAUGUCCACAGUGACCACAGCACCCCCCAAUGUCACAGUCACCAAUACAUUGCCAAUCGGUGCUAUUCCGCAACUAAUGACACGAAUUCCGGUGACGCAGACAAUGGCAGAGCCUGCAGUUUUGGUCGAGAUGAACGGAGAGGGUUAACGAUGAUGCUGUGAUGCUUUUCAUGCUUUGUUGUUGAGGUGACAGUGAGGUGUUGUGGCUAUGAAUGAAAUACUCUUACAACACAUUUUCUAGUCAUUUGAUAUUGACAGCUUUCAAUGUGAGAAAAGUGUAGAAUAUCUUCCUUGCAUUUAAAUUCUAGUUGCCUUCUCAUCAUAUAUCCUUAGUGUUCCAACCCUUUGACUUGGCCAAAUAUGUUCAGCUAGUAAUCCUGCCUCCUGUGAACGCUAGCAUUCUACCAGCCUGGUCUUUUGUGAAAACAUUGAGAAGUUCUUUAUUUCGUAGUUACAAACCAGCUCCAUCUAUUUUCAUUGAUCCUCGCAAGAUUCAAUUAGUUUGUAAUACAUCUUCAUUUGUUACUAAACUUGCAUUUAGUUGUUCUGAAAAAAUUACAUUGAAUUCUUGGCUUUUGUGAAUCUCGCUGUUAGUUCCUUGAAUAUUUGAGUUUGAUAAAUCUCUUUUGUGUAGUCUUGACAUUUUUUGGUAUUUUAUCGCCUAUUGGUCAAAAUAUAUAAAGCCUUGUUGUAAGGAGUUGCCAUAAGUGUAUUAGAAUUGUACUGAGAGUUUUAUGUACAGCUGUAUUUACAGGGUGUCACAAAAUUCAUAACAUGAACAAAUUUAGUUUUCUGAGCCCAAAAUGAUCAACACGUUUUUCUCUCGGCAAAUGCAUAAAGGGAGCUGGAGAUUUGAAAUUGUCUGAGCUCCAUGACAUGGACAAAGGAAAUUAUGUACAAAGUAUCGAUGUAUUCUGAAAAUUGUCAGGUAGUUAAAUUUUACAAAAAUCAACAUUGCUGGGUAAUAGGCCCACCGAUUGCCUGAAAUGGCUGUGUUGUUAGUGUUUUGACAUUUUGACCUACUCAGGUGAUAUGAGUUCUGUAACGUUCUUUCACAACAACAUUGCCCUAAAAUAUCCUACUUCAGAGCCUGUUAGCGGAUUGUUUUUAAUUUAGACCUAUUGUUUUGUCUGUCUGUAUUAUUCUGAUUGGUGCUGUUACAUGUAUCAUUGGCCUUUUGUAAAGAUUUAGCACCAGUUCUAGCAACUGUUCAAUCAUCGAGAAGGUAAAUGACCCAUUCCAGAUUUGACAAGAUAUCUGGCAAUGGAGGCUGAUUUACUGGUGUACCAAAAACUUAAACCAAGAUUUAACCAAAGUCUUUGCGUGGCAGGGGUUUGAAGGUUUGGUUAACCUAGAGUGGUGUAGGCCUUCACCUACCCUGGCGAAGUGUCAGUUUGUAACAAGCAGUACUUAUGCUUACCAUUUUGGGUUGAAAUGCCGAAGAUUUGGUCAAAUCUGAGUGAGUUGGUAUCGGGGGAAGCGAUGUUUGUUAUCCAUGCUAUGUUAUAGAAACCGGUAGCUACUUAAUGUUAUGUUAUGUCUGUUGGAGCUUUUUGUGUAGUGUUGUUGGUGCUUUCCAUUUACAGUAAUCUGCCAUUGAGUAUCUUCUGCAGUUAAGUUAGGCUUUUAACCACUGGCUCAAUUGGAGUCCUCAACUUGCAAAUUGUAACUAAAAACUUUUAGUUGGUCGUAGUUGACGUUUUCUGAGACUUCUGCCCUUCUCUUAGUUUGUAAUGCGCGUCUCCUUGAAACUUUGAAUUGAAAACAUGCUCUCACCUUUACAAUCUCAACAUUAGUGUUGCAUUUAUAGAACAUGAGAUAUCAGCUUUGUAAUAUUGUGCAAUAGAUGUUAUUUCUGCAUUUAUGUAGUUGUGUACAUAUCGUUGUGCUUGGUUUUGAUAUGUCGAAUUUGCAUAAAUGAAUUUGCAUGUACAUACACACACAGGAUGUCCCAGAAAGUGUCAUUCAGUCCCCUUCCCAGGUAAAAUACAGAUUACUGUAGACUUUGUUGUCUGUUGUGGUUUUGCUGGGCCGCCUGUAAUUGUGCUGUUUGUGGUAGCUAUGUGAUAUUAUAAUAAGUAUCUGUAUGUGAACAUUAUGACAAAAUCUUCAAUUUAGGUGAUUAGUUGUAUGGGUCACUCUAGAUUUGAAUUAGUCACUUUUGAUUUUGAGAUUAGUCAAAAAAUUUAUUCACUUCAGAUUUGUAUGGUUAGUCAUGAUGCAUCCAGGGGAAAUCAUUUUGAAAAAUGAGAGCUAAAAUCAGAAUCUUUGUAUUUAUUAGCCAUGCUGAAUGCUUUAUUGCCUCUAGGUUCCUGCACCAGUCAAACAUUUGGAUAUGAAAUGACUUUUGAGGAACGGCUUAACAUGUAUGUAGCGAGACUCAAUGACGUGUAUGGCAAGACCUUCUUCAUGGUCAGAUCUUGUAAACUGAGGUAAUGUCUUGUGGCUUCGAUGAUCAAUGUUUUAUUGUGAUAUUGUAUAGAAUGUGUGAAGUAAUAGCAGACUGGCUAUUCAAGAUUUGUGUGAGCAUUUUCAAGACUGAUGAACAAAGAUUUAAAGUUUCCAUAACUGAAAGAGCAUCCAACUUAAAGAGGUGAAGGUCGUUAUUUGGAGGCUCGGCCAUCGCUACUGAUCACAUAAGACCUGUGUUUGUACUUGUAUGUAUAUUUGGCCAGUUCACAGUGCAGAUUCAGUAUAGAUUGGCCCAUUUCAGUAUGAUUGAAUACACUCUUUCCGAGGCUUGAAAUGUUUGCACAAAUCUUCUGGUAGCUGCCAUGUCGUAUACUCUUGUACAUAUCUGUAUAUCUAUUUAUAUCCUAAUUUAUUUUUGUGCCAUUUCUCCUGUAAACGAUGGUGGAAUUCUUGUCAUCCCUCAGUGUAUGUAAACAAAUCUGCUGUAAAAUUUCCCAGUUUAUGGGAUGCAACCUUGUCCUUGUAAACUGAGUAGGAAAGUGUGUAGGAACGAGGUUGAUAUUGCGUGUUGAUGUUGAUAAGUCUGUUAAAGAUGUGUAUCUGUAUCUGUGCUAUUAAACUCAAGUCAU